GUGUUAUGAAACGGGUUCGAGUCCGGACAGGACGUAGCGUGACGUGGACCCUGGUGCACUUUAUUCAUUCCGUGGGUUCGAUGCCGAGGAGGUGACGGAGCAGUUCGAGAUGCACCGACAGGUCCUGAGCCACCGGGGCGCCUCGGCCGUGGCUGCCCGGAGGCUGCGCUCCGUCCUGGGGUCAGUGCUGGGGAGAGACGCCUGGAUGGGGAGGACUCAUGAGGUCAAACUGAUCAACACAGCCGCAGGAGACACAGUCAAGAUCGGAGAAAUCUCCUACAAACUGAAAAUACCUCGGAAUCCAGAGCUUGUUCCUGUCAAACACAUUCUAGACUCUCUACCUCAGACAGUGGCUCAGCACCUACGCUGGAUCAUGCAGAAAGACCUUCUGGGACAGGACGUGUUUCUCAUCGGUCCCCCGGGACCCCUGAGACGAUCCAUAGCCAUGCAGUACCUUGAACUGACCAAACGGGAGGUGGAGUAUGUUGCUCUGUCCAGGGACACCACCGAGACGGACCUGAAGCAGAGGAGAGAGAUCCGCUCGGGGACGGCCUUCUACAUCGACCAGUGUGCUGUGAGGGCGGCCACACAGGGCCGGGUCCUGGUCCUGGAGGGGCUGGAGAAGGCCGAGAGGAACGUGCUCCCCGUUCUCAACAACCUGCUGGAGAACCGGGAGAUGCAGCUGGAGGACGGACGCUUCCUGAUGUCGUCCGAGCGCUACGACAAGCUGCUGCAGGAGCACACCAAAGAGGAGCUGGACGACUGGAAGAUCGUCCGUGUGAGUGAGGACUUUCGGGUCAUCGCUCUCGGUCUCCCGGUUCCCAAGUACAAGGGCAACCCGCUGGACCCUCCCCUCCGCUCCCGCUUCCAGGCCAGAGACAUCUACCACCUGCCGUUCAAAGACCAGUUGGAGAUGUUAUACACAGUGGGACCAAACAUCUCUGCAGAAAGAGUCUCCCAGCUGCUCUCCCUCGCCACCACGCUGUGCUCCCAGGAAUCCUCCGACCUGGGCCUGCCCGACUUCCCUGUGGACAACCUGCUCCCUGCCCUCCACGUGCUGAACGCCUUCCCCAUGUUGUCCUCCCAGCAGUUGGUCCAGAGACUUUACCCCUACACCAGUAUUCUGGGAAAGGAUGGCCGCAGCGCUGUAGAGGGCGUUCUCAGUAGAUUUGAGCUGCUGGAUGGUCGGCGUGUGCCAGCGCCUGGCGCCAUCGUGGGCGUGUCAGUGGCGAAGGAGACGGAGGGCCGCGCUGACGUCACGUUACGCAUCAAGGACAAAGACGUCACGUUUCAGGUUCCAGCCGGGACCAAAGAGCCACGCCCACCCAACAGCAGCCCCAACUUCAUCAGCACGCCGAGCCACGCCCAGCUGCUGGCUGAGAUGAUGCAGUCCCACAUGGUGAAGGACAUGUGUCUGAUAGGAGCCAAGGGUUGUGGUAAGUCAGUGCUGGCCAGAGAGUUUGCUGAGAUCCUGGGAUACAGCAUGGAACCAGUGAUGCUCUACCAGGACAUGACCGCCCGGGACCUCCUCCAGCAGAGGUGCACGCUCCCGAACGGCGACACGGCGUGGAGGCCGUCUCCGCUGGUCACGGCCGCCAUCGAGGGCAAGCUGCUGCUUCUGGACGGGAUCCACAGGGUGAACCUGGGAACCCUGGCUGUGCUGUCCAGGUUGUUGCACGACCGGGAGCUGGACCUGUAUGAUGGGACCAGGCUGCUGAGGUGGGACAGAUACCAGACUCUGAAGGAGGAACUGCAGCUCAGCGACGAGCAGCUGCAAGAGAGGUCCAUCCUGCCCGUCCACCCGUCCUUCAGGGUCCUGGCCCUGGCCGAGCCCCCCGUCCUGGGGGCGGCUGGGGGGGGCAGCGGAGCUCAGCAGUGGCUCGGCCCGGAGCUGCUCACCAUGUUCCUCUACCACAGUGUCACUCCACUGGCCAGAGCAGAGGAGAUGGGCCUCAUACAGGGACUGACGCCGAAUGUUCCAGCCGAGGCAGCGGAGCAGCUACUGCUCCUCACACACAGCCUGCGCAACACCAACGAUCCCACAGCCCAGUCUCUGGCCUCUUCUCUCUCCACCAGACAGCUGCUGAGGAUCUGUCGUCGUCUCUCUCAGUACCCGGAGGAGAGCGUCGCUCACGCAGUCAAUAAGGCCUGUCUCUCCAGGUUCCUGCCCAGCUUGGCCCGAGCCUCUCUUGAGAAGAGCCUCACCAACUGCUCCAUCCAGGACAAAGCAGAUCCUGCUGAACAAACUCAGGACUACAGCUGUGUGGUGAAGGACGGUGUGUUGACCAUCGGCAGCGUGUCCGCUCCCAUCUACAAACCCAGUGAGAAGAUGAAGGUUCCAGAUGUUCUCUUUUAUGAUAAUCCCCAGCACAUGAAGGUGAUGGAGGACAUGCUGAAGGACUUCCUGUUGGGGGAGCACCUCCUCCUGGUGGGCAACCAGGGAGUGGGUAAGAAUAAAAUCGUGGACCGGUUCCUGCAUCUGCUCAACAGGCCCAGAGAAUACCUGCAGCUCCACAGAGAUACAACCAUUCAGACUCUGACCCUGCAGCCCUCAGUCCGAGACGGCAUCAUCACGUAUGAGGACUCGCCCCUGGUGAAGGCCGUGAAGAUGGGUCACAUACUGGUGAUCGACGAGGCCGACAAAGCUCCAACAAACGUCACCUGCAUCCUGAAAACCCUGGUGGAGAGCGGAGAGAUGAUCCUGGCCGACGGACGCAGAAUCAUCUCAGAUCCAGGUGAAGCCGAGGGGAGGCCCAACCUCAUCGUGAUGCAUCCAGACUUCAGGAUGCUGGUGCUGGCUAACAGACCGGGCUUUCCUUUCCUGGGCAACGACUUCUAUGGAGCUCUGGGUGAUAUUUUCAGCUGCCAUGCUGUGGACAACCCGAAGCCUCAGGCCGAGCUGGCCAUGCUGAAGCGUUACGGCCCGGACGUUCCCGACGCCACGCUGCAGAAGCUGGUGGCGGCGUUCGGCGAGCUGAGGUCCAUGGCCGACCAGGGAACCAUCACGUACCCCUACUCCACCCGAGAGGUGGUCAACAUCGUCAAACACCUGCAGAGAUUCCCCGGUGAGGGUUUGGCCAACGUGGUGAGAAACGUCUUUGACUUCGACUCGUACAACAAAGACACUCGAGAGGUUCUGAUCGAAGCUCUGCACAAGCACGGGAUUCCCAUCGGAGCCAACCCCUCCUCCGUCAAGCUGGCCAAGGAGCUGCCGCUGCCGGAGCCUCAGAUGACCGGACACUGGACGAUCAACCAGGAAGGAAACGCUCGCCGCAAACUGCUCUGUCCCACGGAGACGCACCUCAUAGACAUCAAGGGUCCCGUGUUCCUGCGUGUGCAGAGUCACCCGUGCAACCGGCAGGAGAGUCGGGCGCUGAGCUUCACUGAGGAGAAAUCCCACUGGCAGAUUCCCAUGGAUGAGGUCAACAUCAUCUGUGACGUCGCCACCAGAGAUGAUGUUGUGUACGUGGCCACGUGCAACCCGGUGUCGCUCUUCUCCGCGAGCGAGCGCGGCGACGCCAUCCAGAGCGUGGAUCUGUACGACGUCUUCCCCAGAACCAUCAGCGGCGCCUGGCAGCCGUUUGUCACCAUCGCUCCUCUGGGGAGUCCCCUGGCCGGGCAGGUGGUGCUGCACGAGGAGCAGAGCAACACGGUGCUCCACGUGGACCUGGUGACGGGCGCCGUGCGGAGGCUGCUGCUGACUCCGGACGGGGAUCAACCCGCCGGCAAGGCGUCCAACUGGUGGAGCAGCAAGGAGCAGCAGGGAGGAUAUAAAAUGUGCCGCGAGUUCGCUCACAAAAACUGGCUUCUCUUCUACAAGGAGGAAGGGAACCAGCUGGAGGUGCUGGACGUGCUGGAGGGCCGGGUUCACUCCAUCUCCCUCCCCAUCAACCUGAGGUCCGUCUUCCUGGUGGCCGAGGACCGCUGGCUGCUGCUGGAGAGCAACACCAACAAGAAGUUCCUUCUGACCAAACCCAUGCACAUGGCAGCAGAGGAGUCCGGAGUGUGUCAGCUUCACAGCAUCAGUGAGGACCAGGCCGACUCGGGACACGGAGCCGGAUCAGCCGAUGUUUCCGUCCCACAGAUGCUGUCACGUGACCAGCUGCCCAACGAGAACCUCAGCGCCGCUCUGAACCAGAAGAUCGUUUCUCCAAACCGCCUGCUGGCCGACAGCGGCUCCUUCGCCCGGGUCGUCGUGGGCUUCCCAGACCUCAUGUCCCCUAACGAGGUGUACAGCUUCAAGAGGCCCGAGGAUCUGUCGGCGAUGAAGCGCAGCGACGGCGGGGGUCACAUGUUCCUGAGGGGCGGGCCUCAGGCCAGCGCGGCCAAACAGGUGAACUGCGUCAGUCUGCUCUCAGCCAAUCAGGUCGUCCGAGCCCUUCCGCCCAGCAAGGUGCCCCUGAGGGAGGUCUACCCCAAAGACGUCACCCCCCCGAUGACGGCGGCGUAUCUGGAGGUCACUGACCUGAACUCCAAGAAGGUCAAAUACAUCCCAGUGCCGAGGUCCAGGACGGUGUCUCCUUACACCAGCUGGUUGUCCAAAGUGUCCGAGUCGGACGUGGUCAUCGCCCCCCUCGGCUCUGGGGGCGUGGUCUCAGUGGACAUGGGCGGGUACGUGCGGCUGUGGGAGACGGGAUUGGACAGCCUGCAGCGGUCGCUCCUGGAAUGGAGAACUAUGAUUGGAACAGAGGACGGCCGGCCCAUACAGAUCACCGUCCAGAGGGAAAGCGGUCUGGAUGUCUCCGCCCCAAAACACGGCAAGAUCGAUGCCAACAACGACCCUCACGUGGGGGGGAACCAGUGGGCAGGAGGCACAGGUGGCAGAGACACGGCCGGUCUGGGUGGGAAGGGGGGGCCCUAUCGCCUGGACGCAGGACACAAGGUCCACCAGGUGUCCCAGGCCGAGAAGGACGCGGUUCCGGAGGACGUCCGUAAAGCGGCUCGUGAAAUGGCUGAGAAGGCGUUCAAAGAAAGGCUGAAGGAGAUCAACAUGAGUGAAUACGACGCUGCCACGUACAAACGCUUCUCGGGCGCCGUCAUGAGGCAGGUCCAAUCCCUGAGGAGCGUCCUGGACAGUCUGCAGGCGAAAGGGAAGGAGCGACAGUGGCUGAAGAACCAGGCUCUGGGAGAACUGGACGAUGCUAAAAUCAUCGAUGGACUCACUGGAGAGAAGUCGAUCUAUAAACGCAGAGGAGAGCUGGAACCAGAGCUGGGCAGCCCGCAGCAGAAGCCCAAGCGGCUGCGGGUGUUGGUCGACGUGUCGGGCAGCAUGUACCGCUUCAACGGCGUGGACGGCCGGCUGGAGCGCUCCAUGGAGGCCGUGUGCAUGGUGAUGGAGGCGCUGGAGAGCUACGAGCACAAGUUCAAGUACGACAUCGUGGGUCACUCGGGCGACGGCUUCGACAUCGAGCUGGUCCGAGUGGACAAGGUCCCGAAGGACAACAAGCAGAGACUCCAGGUCCUCAAGACCAUGCACGCCCACGCCCAGUUCUGCAUGAGCGGCGACCACACGCUGGAGGGCACGGACGCCAGCAUCAAGCAGCUGGCGAGAGAAGAGGCUGACGAGCGCUUCGUGGUCGUUCUGAGCGACGCCAACCUGGAGCGCUACGGCAUCCGGCCCGAGCUCUUCGCCCAGGUGCUGACCUCUGACCCGCAGGUCAACGCCUUCGCCAUCUUCAUCGGGUCCCUCGGGGAUCAGGCUGAAAGACUCCAGAAGACGCUUCCUGCCGGGAGAUCCUUCGUUGCCAUGGAUACGAAGCAGAUCCCACAGAUCCUGCAGCAGAUCUUCACCUCCACCAUGUUGUCCAGCGCCUGAGACCAACACACACUCACUGCUCUGAGGACCAACACACACUCACUGCUCUGAGGACCAACACACACUCACUGCUCUGAGGAACAACACACACUCACUGCUCUGAGGAACAACACACACUCACUGCUCUGAGGAACAACACACACUCACUGCUCUGAGGACCAACACACACUCAAACUCUACAGUUUAUCAUGAAACCUGUCGGACUUGGACUCUUUUCACGAUGUGUCCUUAUCACCGGUUGUGUUUAUGUGUCGUCAGGUUGUGUAGAGGCUGAUGUGUGCGUGUGACAGCUGAGGAGUUGUGUAGCUGCUUUGUCGCCUCGGGGUCGAGACGUGCUCCUGAGAGGCGACUGAGUGAUGUCACCAGCGUCUGGACCCGCCCUCAGGCCUCAUACGGGGGGGGGGGGUCAAACACGCAGCCUCAGCUACUGUUGUGUUUCAUUGUGUUCCAGUGACGCACACGUGCACGUCCGUCUUUGUCCUUGCUCGGGGGGGUGAACUUGAGACGGCCUCUCUCUCUCUGGACUUCCUGCUCGUUUAUCGCUCAGGAGGAUAAACAGUCGCACACUGACACUCGCACGGUGACAACAACUCGGCUCCUGAGGAAUGUCGGGACUGUGACCAGGGAAUUUCCCACCUGACUGCACACGCUCUGUACAGGCAGCAUUGCACAACCCCACAGUGUGUGUGUGUGUGUCUGUGUGUGUGUGUGUGUGUGUGUGUGUGUGCUAGUUCUUACAUCUCAGAUCGCCUUUCUUUGCCAGACCUCCAAAACACACACACACACACACACUAGUAGCAGAAUCUAGAGUGUGUAUUUACUGUAGCUGUGUAUGUGAGGAUCUUCGGUUCACACACACACACACACACACAAACACACACACACACACUUCUCAGUAUCAGUUUAUUUUACAGAUGUUGUGUUUGUCAGAUUUAUUUGAAGCUGUCAAUAACUUUUAUGUUUCCAGUGAAACUAUGUGAAGAAGUUUCAUGGGAAGUGUUUUUUGUGUAACGCUGCAAACAGACAAACCACAAGACGUGAAAUCACAACCUCUUCAAUUUAUUACAAAGAUUGAUUAAUAAAAAAUAAAAUAUGUAUUUAACUGGUGGUGUCUGUGGAAAUGGGGAAAAUGUGUGUAACUGCUGUAAAAUGACAGUUCAACCAACAAGAGGCAUAAACAUCAAUAAAGUCAAAAUAUAUUCAGAUCAACAAACUGGUCUUUGACUGAAAUGCCAGUGAAGUAAAAUCCCAGCUGAUUUAAAGGGAACAUGAAGAGAAGGUUUCCAGGAGAGAAGAGUCUCAGAUCCUCUCUGGUGCAGUGACUUCCUGCUCAGACCUCCUGCUGUGAGUCUGAACUGUGCCACAUGUUCCCAGAGUUCCCAGAGUUCCCAGUAACACACGAGUUCUGUCUGACGCUGAGCGGAUCAAUAACAAAUCAUCAGUCUAUUGAUCCGUCCUCGUUUUUAAUAACCUACUUUCAACCUCCUGCUGAUUCACCAGAGGAAUGAAAGUCACUCAAAUUUCACGCCGAGGGAUUUAACAUAAUAUUAUUUUAUUUAAUUGUUCAUUGUUAUUAAUGUAUGAGAAAUAAAUUGGAAACCUAAUGUACAAACUUUUAAUAAAUCAUUUAAUCG
Limanda limanda (common dab) is the source of this 7449-nucleotide messenger RNA. It is a transcript of the gene vwa8, whose product is annotated as von Willebrand factor A domain containing 8. The record is from RefSeq and is a predicted model, not a curated record. NCBI's taxonomy places the organism in Eukaryota, Metazoa, Chordata, Actinopteri, Pleuronectiformes, Pleuronectidae. Gene Ontology annotation, molecular function: ATP hydrolysis activity; ATP binding. The transcript is spliced from 45 exons. Gene Ontology annotation, cellular component: cytoplasm. Bases 110 to 5815 code for a protein of 1901 amino acids.